This is a messenger RNA of Artibeus jamaicensis (Jamaican fruit-eating bat), 5183 nucleotides long. RefSeq names its product LON peptidase N-terminal domain and ring finger 3 (gene LONRF3). NCBI's taxonomy places the organism in Eukaryota, Metazoa, Chordata, Mammalia, Chiroptera, Phyllostomidae. Bases 146 to 2572 code for a protein of 808 amino acids. The record is from RefSeq and is a predicted model, not a curated record. Gene Ontology annotation, molecular function: protein binding; metal ion binding. The transcript is spliced from 12 exons.
GGCCGGCAUGGAGCUUGUGGAGGCGCGUCCAGGACCGGUGUGCGGUGGCACGGCCGCGGUGGCAGCCCUAAUUCCCUCCAGCUGCCGCUCUGAGUCCCGGAUCCUUGGCUCCUAGACGCCUUGCUGUGCGCGUGUCACUCCCUCUAUGGAUUCACUGCCGACUGGACAGAUGCUGAGCUUGCCCUCCGAGCUUGGCAGCAACAACUUAGAGCUGGCGCAGCCGUCGGCAUCAGUGACCCGUGUAGAUACGGGCCCCCAUCCGGAGGUGAAAGGCCCCGAACUUCUACCGACUCGAGAGCCGGAGCGAGAGCAGCCUCCUACAGCCUCGACGCCGGAGUGCAAAGUCCUGCUCAGGCAGGCCGACGCCCUGGCGUCUGGGGGACGCCUCCGGGAAGCUCUCGAGGUGUACAGACAGCUGUCGGAACGUCAGCAGCUGGUGGCCCAACAACUGGAGCAGCUGGUGCGCUGCUUGGCGGAGAACGUCCCGCAAGGAGAGGCGUUGGCUCCGGUGCCCGAGAACCGGAGCAGCGCGGCAAAGCUGGUGGUGUCGGACGAGGCAGCGGCGGCAACGGCUGCUGAAGCCUCCGAGGUGUGGGACGGCUUCAAGUGCCGAAAGUGCCAUGGAUUUCUAUCAGACCCCGUGUCCUUGUCAUGCGGCCACACCUUUUGUAAACUGUGCCUGGAACGCGGGCGGGCAGCCGACCGGCGCUGUGCGUUGUGCGGCGUCAAGCUCUCCGCGUUGAUGGUGGCCACAGGGCGGGCGCGCGGAGCCCGGAGGGCUGCUCAGCAGGCGCCGCCGCCGCUGCGGGUCAACGUGGUGCUCAGCGGUCUCCUAGGCAAGUUGUUCCCUGGUCCAGCACGGGCGUCGCAACUCCGGCACGAGGGCAACCGACUGUACCGAGAGCGCCAGGUGGAAGCAGCGCUGCUCAAGUACAACGAGGCAGUCAGACUAGCUCCGAAUGACCACUUGCUUUAUAGCAACCGGUCUCAAAUUUAUUUCACCUUGGAGUCUCAUGAGGACGCACUGCAUGAUGCAGAAAUAGCAUGUAAGCUCCGCCCAAUGGGUUUUAAGGCACACUUCAGAAAAGCGCAAGCCUUAGCCACCCUAGGCAAGGUGGAAGAAGCACUAAGAGAAUUUCUAUACUGUGUGUCCCUGGAUGGAAAGAACAAAAGAGCAAGAUCUGAAGCCCAAAGGCUUCUCCUUAGUUUCUUUUCACCAUCAGUCCCGGGGGAUUCUCAGGAACACUCUCCCGAUAUCCUGAAGCUGUUGGCACCUCACCCUAGAUUAAAGGAACACGUAGAGUCAAUGGCUACUGAAGGCACCAGCCAUAAUCUACCAAAGUUGUCACAGGAAAAUACAGAGCUCCCACAUUGUUCCAGUCAGGAAGAUGCAGUAGCCAGUGGAGACUGUAAGAGCCUGAUGAACCCAAUGAAAGUAAAGGAGGAUGGGCAACAAGGUGGUGACAUGAAAGACCAGGAAGGAGAAGAGGAGAACAGGGACUCUGCCUCUCUAGAAGCUGCCUCCAUCAAGACUGGCAAAUGCCAGGAAAAGAAAAGGAAACACUGUCAGAUUGAACCCCAAGACACAGGGGUGCCUAAUAAGGCCUCUAAGCCAGAUCCUCCCACUGAUAUGGGGGCCAAACCUGCUCUCAGUGUUCCCCUAGCAUCUUUUGAUGCAUCUGACCUUGAAUGCUCCCUAUGUAUGAGAUUAUUCUAUGAACCAGUCACAACACCUUGUGGGCACACAUUUUGCUUAAAAUGCCUUGAAAGAUGCCUAGAUCACAAUGCCAAGUGUCCACUGUGCAAAGAUGGUCUUUCACAGUGCUUGGCAUCAAGAAAAUACAGCAAAAAUAUCAUAAUGGAAGAGCUAAUAGCUAAAUUUCUUCCAGAAGAACUCAAGGAACGAAGGAGGCUUUAUGAAGAGGAAAUGGAAGAACUUUCUAACUUAAAUAAGAACGUGCCUAUUUUUGUGUGUACUAUGGCCUAUCCCACUGUUCCUUGUCCCCUGCACAUCUUUGAGCCUUGUUACCGUCUGAUGAUUCGUAGAUGCAUUGAGACAGGCACAAGACAGUUCGGCAUGUGCCUUGGAGAUCCCAUCAAAGGGUUUGCAGAAUAUGGCUGCAUCCUAGAGAUCAGAAAUGUUCAAUUCUUUGCUGAUGGCCGUUCAGUGGUCGACAGCAUAGGCAAGAGGCGCUUCAAGGUCCUCCAUCAGGGCCAGAGGGAUGGCUACAACACAGCCGACAUUGAAUACAUUGAAGACCAAAAGGUUCAAGGAGAGGAUUGUGCUGAGCUCAUGGGAUUACAUAACUGUGUCUAUGAGCAAGCAUCAUCUUGGUUUCAUUCGCUCAAAUCAUCUCUGAAGAAUCGGAUACUCAAUCAUUUUGGUCCAAUGCCGGAGAAAGAUGCAGAUCCCCAGAUUAAUCCAAAUGGUCCAGCCUGGUGCUGGUGGACAUUAGCAGUUCUUCCAUUGGAAAGCCGAGCUCAGCUGCCAUUCCUAGCAAUGAGAUCCUUAAAGGAUAGAUUGAAUGGCAUUCGGCGUAUCCUGGCCUUUAUAUCUCGAAACCAAAACUAGUCAGAGUGGAUUGCUGACGAGAAAGUUCUACCCUCCCCACUGCCUAAGGGAGUUGUCUUGUAAAUACAUCUAAUUGCAAUAACAUCCUAACAGAAGGAAGUAUCAAACAAAGGCAUUACCCUGCUGUUGAUUACAGAGAGAAAUUGAGAGAAAGACAAAGAAUGUGACCUGUUAGAAACUUUUUGUCUUAAGAUACUUCUUGACAUGCUGCACAACUACACACACAGCAGGGGUGUUCAAGAGCCCAGAAAAAAUAUUGCUUUUAACAUAAAAUUUUCUAAAAGUUUAAAGUGGUUUUGCUUUAAUUUUCUUUCCUUCAUUGGCGAAUGACUGUGUGAUUGAAAUGUGAAGCAGAAAUACUAAUAAUGUUGCUACAUUAUUUCAUUGGCUUGUGGUCCUAUUCCAAAUGGUUUAGUUUGAUAAAGCAUUGUAUAAAAUAAUAUUUAUACUUCUUUUUGUUUUACUAAUUUAUUUUUGCACUACUGUAUCCUUUUUUCUACAUGUAUGUUUGUAACUAUUUAAGUGUACAUUACUGAAGUCGGUUGCUUUAUUUAUUGAUGUAGUUUGCCAUGUAACUAGGGGGAAGUAACAAAACUACAAAUGUGCCAUUCUUUUAUCAUGUUCCUUCUUGUAUGUAUCAAAACUCAUACCAAACAAUGAGUUCUGGGUUGCAAAAGAGGGUUUAUAUCCACACCUAUAUGUAGUCUUUGCCCACAAAAAAAUGUGCCAUUUUUGCUUUAACCAUUUUUUACUAUGUUCGACCCCAGUUCUUGAACCAUUUUUGUGUCUCUCUGAUUGGAUGCUUAAAGGAAGUUCAAAAUUAUGCUAAAUCAUCUUUCUUCACAGACUCCAUUUUAUUUUCACAUUGAAUUCAACAACAUGAAAUAUUUAAGGGAUUUGAAAUAGAUUGUAAAGUAAACCAGGAUAAAGUAAAAUAAUCCAUUUUCCAUGUGUUAUACAGAGCAAAGCUGAAGGAACUAUUUUUCGGGAACAAAGUGAUGAAUCAGAGGAGUGUCCUUUAUUACAGUCUAUUAUAGGCAUUUAUCUCGGCAAUCUAAUUCUAAGUGUUUCUAAUUUCUCCCCAGUUCAGUUAGGAAUGGGAUUUUUAAGCAAGGUAACAUUUAACCCUUCAGAGGGAAUGGUUUUCAGAUUGGUAUAUCACGGUUAGGUCCAACUGGCUUCCAUACCCCAUUUCUUCUCAGGGCUCUGAGGAUCACAGCAUGGCCAGAAUGUGUGGAAACACUUGAUGAAGAACUGUUUGUUGUGAAAAGUGUAAAAAACCUGGUAGAAAAGGUAGAAUGCUUUAAAGAAAACAAACUAUCACUUUGGUUUUAUAAUCUUUUUAAAGGAACCAGAAAGUUAAUCCAUGAUUUUAUCUAACUACUGCCUUUCUUCCUACUUGCAGUGGGCCAAAAAUUUCAAUAUAGAGAGGGAAUGGUGGAUAAGGAGUGAACCCUGUUUUAUCUUGCUUAGAAUUAGUGUGAUUCCUUUAGUUCCAAGCAAACAUGAAAAAUAGCAUGACUAUUCUGUGUUAUAAUGAAAGAGUGAAAAGAUUAGGGCAGGGAAGAAGUGAAUUGUGUGUGCCAUCAGUACCUUUGCACAAAAGAUUCCCCCACCCCAUGAUUGUGGAUGGCUGCAGUGUGCUGUUUACUUGAGGCCUGUCCACUCUGUUAAGGUAAGAGGUUAAUGCCUCAAAUAAUGACUCUGACUUCUUUCCUUACCACCUGUGGCCAGAAGCAGAAAAGGCAGAAUGAGAUAAUCUGCAUUUUCUUAACAGACGUUAUGUUGUCAGAGCAUCACAUUACCAGGUUUGAUGUUUGGAACCAGACUAGGCUGUUGAGGAAUGGCAGGAUAGACAUGGUUACCAUCCAAGCAAACUCUUCAAGACUCUGGGGGUAUGAAAUUACAGGCUUCCACUUCGACUUGGUGCACAAACAUGUGGUCAUAACACAGUCCUAGUUUAAUAGUUUCCUAUUAUCUAGUGUAAAUGCACCCCGCAAAGGGUUAUAAGCAUUUCUGCUUACUAGAUGUGUUACUUUUGUGAUUUAUCUUUUUUCUGAGCCCCAGUUUCCUCAUCAAGCAAAUAGUAAUGAUAAAUACCACAUACGUGGGAGUUAUGAACAUUAAAUGAGAUAAGAUAUGCAAAUCACUUAGCAUAGUACCUAGAUUAGAGGAAUCAUUCAAAAUAAUACCUGUGAUUAGAUUAUUCAUUGUUAUAGAAUAUCACUAGGGGCAUACAUUUGCAUAAAAUGCUUCCUUUAUACACAAUUCCUAUUCUAACUCCUUUAAACUCAGUUGGGGAAAUCCACACCACUGAGUUUUGGACUAUAACUUAAUGCUUUACAGAUAAUUCCUUUUGGAGUCAAGUCUCUUAGGGCAAAUGAAAAGACCAGAAAACAAAUAAUGGUGAGGGAGAAGGGAGAAUUCUGUGUUAGCAAUUUUUUCUUAUUUCUGUAGGGCUGAAAAGUAGUAUUGUUUGGAGGUCUAGAGUUUUUGAUAAAAUGGAAGCCUUAAAUUCUAUCUUUGGUAGAAUAACCAACUCAUCACUCCCUGCUCUCCAAAAUGUAUUAAAAAUCUUGGCCAUGCCAGGGUGAGCAAAUUUUACAAUCUA